Molecule: messenger RNA, 7141 nt
Organism: Grammomys surdaster
Lineage: Eukaryota; Metazoa; Chordata; Mammalia; Rodentia; Muridae
Gene: Slc6a5
Product: solute carrier family 6 member 5
Exons: 16
Coding region: 262-2667 (801 amino acids)
Biological process (GO): glycine import across plasma membrane; sodium ion transmembrane transport; synaptic transmission, glycinergic
Cellular component (GO): membrane
Molecular function (GO): glycine:sodium symporter activity
Source: RefSeq, a predicted model, not a curated record
CAAACACGCAGCCCCCUCCUACCCGAGUGACAACAAGACAGCGUACUCCAGGCUGUUGUCCCUUUAAAAUCCGAAUCCAAAGGGGUAAUGAUUUAUCAAACGUGUAUUAUCAGGAAGAUGUCAAACGAAGGGCACCUUGCUUCCCACUGACGCAAACCCGGCCUUUCCUGGGGAGAUAUAGAAAGCGCCUCUUGUUCCAGGGCCAAACCUAGACCAGUAGCGGGUUUUACUCUACAGUUCAAUCUGUUGUCCGCAUCAGACAUGGAUUGCAGUGCUCCCAAGGAAAUGAAUAAACAACCAGCCAACAUCUUGGAGGCAGCGGUGCCGGUGCCGAGCCACCGGGAUAGCCCUCGUGCGCCUCGGACCAGCCCUGAGCAGGAUCUUCCUGCGGAGGGCCCCGGGGCCGCUGUCCAGCCGCCACGUGUGCCCAGGUCGGCUUCCACCGGCGCCCAAACUUUCCAGUCUGCGGAUGCGAGAGCCUGCGAGGCCCAGCAGCUCGGAGUAGGGUUUUGUAAACUCAGCAGCCCCCAGGCACAAGCGACCUCCGCGGCCCUCCGGGACUUAAGCGAAGGGCACAGCGCACAGGCCAAUCCCCCUUCCGGGGCCGCUGGGGCUGGCAACGCUCUGCACUGCAAGAUUCCAGCUCUGCGUGGCCCGGAGGAGGACGCGAACGUGAGUGUGGGCAAGGGCACACUGGAGCACAACAAUACCCCAGCCGUGGGCUGGGUGAAUAUGAGCCAGAGCACGGUGGUGUUGGGUACCGAUGGCAUCGCGUCGGUGCUCCCGGGGAGCGUGGCCACCACUACCAUACCGGAGGACGAGCAAGGGGAUGAGAAUAAGGCCCGAGGGAACUGGUCCAGCAAACUGGACUUCAUCCUGUCCAUGGUGGGGUACGCAGUGGGGCUGGGCAAUGUUUGGAGGUUUCCCUACCUGGCCUUCCAGAACGGGGGAGGUGCUUUCCUCAUCCCUUACUUGAUGAUGCUGGCACUGGCUGGCUUACCUAUCUUCUUCCUAGAGGUGUCCCUGGGCCAGUUUGCCAGCCAGGGUCCCGUGUCUGUGUGGAAGGCCAUCCCAGCUCUCCAGGGCUGCGGCAUCGCGAUGCUCAUCAUCUCUGUCCUCAUAGCCAUAUACUACAACGUCAUAAUCUGCUACACACUCUUCUACCUGUUUGCCUCUUUCGUGUCUGUGCUGCCCUGGGGAUCCUGCAACAACCCGUGGAACACACCAGAAUGCAAAGAUAAAACCAAACUUUUACUAGAUUCCUGUGUUAUCAGUGACCAUCCCAAGAUACAGAUCAAGAACUCUACUUUCUGUAUGACUGCCUAUCCGAACUUGACAAUGGUUAACUUCACCAGCCAGGCCAAUAAGACAUUUGUCAGCGGGAGUGAAGAGUACUUCAAGUAUUUUGUACUGAAGAUUUCUGCAGGGAUUGAAUAUCCGGGUGAGAUCCGGUGGCCCUUGGCCUUCUGCCUUUUCCUGGCUUGGGUGAUUGUGUAUGCAUCGCUGGCGAAAGGAAUUAAGACAUCAGGAAAGGUGGUAUACUUCACAGCCACGUUCCCUUACGUUGUACUGGUCAUCCUCCUUAUUCGGGGAGUCACCCUGCCUGGAGCUGGAGCUGGCAUCUGGUACUUCAUCACACCUAAGUGGGAAAAACUCACGGAUGCCACGGUGUGGAAGGAUGCUGCCACUCAGAUUUUCUUCUCCCUGUCUGCGGCCUGGGGAGGGCUCAUCACUCUUUCUUCUUACAACAAAUUCCACAACAACUGCUACAGGGACACGUUAAUUGUAACCUGCACCAAUAGUGCCACUAGCAUCUUUGCUGGGUUCGUCAUCUUCUCUGUCAUCGGCUUCAUGGCCAACGAGCGCAAAGUCAACAUUGAGAAUGUGGCUGACCAAGGGCCAGGCAUUGCAUUUGUGGUUUACCCAGAGGCCUUAACCAGGCUGCCUCUCUCUCCAUUCUGGGCCAUCAUCUUUUUCCUGAUGCUUCUCACCCUUGGACUUGACACCAUGUUUGCCACCAUCGAGACCAUCGUGACUUCCAUCUCGGAUGAGUUUCCCAAGUAUCUGCGCACACAUAAGCCUGUGUUCACCCUGGGCUGCUGCAUCUGCUUCUUCAUUAUGGGCUUCCCAAUGAUCACUCAGGGUGGAAUCUACAUGUUUCAGCUUGUGGACACCUAUGCUGCCUCCUAUGCCCUUGUCAUCAUUGCCAUAUUUGAGCUUGUUGGCAUCUCCUAUGUGUAUGGCUUGCAAAGGUUCUGUGAAGACAUCGAGAUGAUGAUUGGGUUCCAGCCCAACAUUUUCUGGAAAGUCUGCUGGGCGUUCGUCACGCCGACCAUUUUAACUUUUAUUCUUUGCUUCAGCUUCUACCAGUGGGAGCCCAUGACCUACGGCUCUUACCGCUACCCUAACUGGUCCAUGGUGCUUGGAUGGCUGAUGCUCGCCUGCUCUGUUAUCUGGAUUCCGAUUAUGUUCGUGAUAAAAAUGUAUCUGGCUCCUGGGAGAUUUAUUGAGAGGCUGAAGUUGGUAUGCUCACCACAGCCCGACUGGGGCCCAUUCUUAGCUCAGCACCGUGGGGAACGUUACAAGAAUAUGAUCGACCCCUUGGGAACCUCAUCCCUGGGACUCAAGCUGCCCGUGAAGGAUUUGGAACUGGGCACCCAGUGCUAGUCCAGUAGUGUGGAUGGUCCGGUAUCACUCCUGGGCUUCCUCUCUGCCUCUCCUUCACACUUUCCCCAGAUUUAUCCCCAAUUUUCUUCUUUCUCCUCACACUGCGGUUCACAGCUGUGCAUGAGAGUGUUCCAUAGAAAAGUAGGACAUAGUGUAGCAUGCUGUAGUGAGAGCCACACAGGCCACUGAUGGCACUGUCUGUCUGUCUGUGUCUGUGCUAUCAGUUUCUGGAAGGAUUGGUCUCCUGAUCAGGUUUCUUCCUUCAUCCUGCAGGGGUCCAUUGACCAGGUAAAUGCUGGCAGGUAAAUGGUUUGGCAGUAGAGAAAUUGUGUUGUGUGUUCUCAUUGCUGGAAGGAGUAGGGCAUGGGGAGAACGCAGACUUUCAGGACUGUUGCUUGGACUCAUUAUCAUCAUCCAGCUGAGCUGGACAACACAGUGAUCUCAUUCAGAAGCUGAAAGUUCAGGUCAGGUGCGUUUAGGGGGAGGCAGCACUGGAGAUAAUUCUGGAUGCAGACAUGGCUGGUAGGUAGACUUGGGCACCACUGGGUGGUUUGAUUUGUGUAUCCAUUUCCUUUAUUUUGACCAAAUAGACCAUGCAUUCAGAUGCUUCACCUCUCUACGCUGUGGAUCUGAAGGGAUUGUCCAUUCUCUCGCCACAGUCUUUCUUUCCUUUCUUCUUUCCUUCGUUCUCUUUCUCUCUUACUUCCUUUCUUCUGCCUCCUCCCCUCCCCUUCUUCCUCCUCUUCCCCCUCUUCCUCUUCUCCUUCUCUCUCUUUCUCCUCCUCCUCCUUCUGUAACAACAACACUUGAGAGUUAAUUCUCUGGGUCUUUUCUUUCACUCUCUGCACAAGAAGCCAUGCUUUGAUUUGCAUGUCCGCUUUUGUACCGCUGUUGUAUCUGCCAUGAUGUCUUUUGCACCAUGGAUCAGUAUCAUGAUAUGCUGUCUCUUUGCCUCCAAGUCACUUUCUAUAAGCUGUAGAUAACCUUGUCUUCCAACCUAUUGAAAAAUGAGACUUACCCCAAUUCUGUCUAUACAUUAUAUACACACACAGGGCAUAAACUCUUAAAAGACACUUUCUCAAUUUUUAACCUCUUUUUCAGUAACAGUAAAUGCCAAUUGUGGCCAUAGGGAAAAUCAGAGAAAUUAGGAAGUUGGUAAAAAGCAACCAUAGGACUCCUCAUCCCUGUGGUUGUACAUCUUAGGUCACUGUAUUUCCAGAACUUUCUGAUAAAUAAAUUUUCAGCUUAGUUAGGUAGUGAGUAAGCUGAUUAAGACUAUAGCUUUUAAGACUGCAUUUAGCUAGUUCAAUGUCCAGAACUCCCUGUUCAAACUGCUCAAUGUAACUGCCCUCUAGUGAGAGCAGGCCACCUGUCUGCCGAGCCCGGCUAGGCUAUACCCUUUAAUCCACUGUGUCCUGAGCAGGCACAUGCAGUUCUGUGUACACAUAGUGCUAGUGGUGUUUUCUGUCCUCAUAAAUAUCUUAUGAAUCACCACAGAGAUGGCAAGUUUAGAGUAGCAUAGUUCGGGCUUUUUAUUUCUCCCUCUUACAGUAUUAAUAUCAUAACCUAAAAUCAUUUCCUCUGGGGGAGAUGGGUUCAAUCAUUUUCUUAUUAGUUUAUCUUCAUAUAACAGGGUCUCAGGCAAAGUUUUCAGUUCAAAUCUUGUAUAUUGACGUGACAUAUUCAUCCUGUGCAGUGGCAAUGGGACCUCAACAACAGACUUUUAAUGUAUCAUUUAAAAAAUAUGACUCUGUCUGUGUAAAGUGUCUGAAGUCAUUGGAUUGAACUCUCCUUUCCUAGGGCAAGUGCUCACACCACCUGUCAACGGUGAUGGGUACAUGUGUUUCCCAGAGUAGCCAUGAUAGGUUUUAGGGAAGGGAACAUGAUGGGUUUUGAACUACUGGGUCUGGUGGUGUCUUUGCUAGCAGGGUUUUCUCUCCCUCUUCUCUUUUCUCUUUUCUCCUAGUUCCCACAAGGUAGGUCUUAGUAGGUUGUUGCAGAGAUGGAACCUCAGGCUUCCCUGGUUUAGGCAGAUGAGCUAUGGACUCAGCUGUCUACUAUCUGCUGUAUCUGUUUCCCCAAGAAAGCCAUACUGAUGAGAAGCCCCACUCCUGCACCAGCAUCCCAGACAGUGCCCUGACUUGGGUGGUGUGUGAGAGUAGGGAAACUCCCUGCAGCCCUGCCAUUUUGCAGGUUGAAGAAAAGCACAAAGCUCAUCCUUGGCACACGUGGGAUUUGUGCUUGUAUUGGGAUGAAUGGCUUCAGGCUUCCUGUUUUCCUAUGGGCUGGAACUGGGAUUGGUGCUGGAUGCCAACCCAAUUUCUGCUCCUUUCUGCCUCUGUGAUUAAAAGAAGGAUGUGGGGAGGCUCUGAACACUGCCAGAUGUGAACUGAGAGUCAACCUGUCAGAAUGAUGACCUCAUCUGUUAGUGUGGUUGUAACUGGGGGAGCUACAGCUGCAUCGAGUAGGAUAUGUUUUGGAAAGACCUAGAAGCUGCCCCUGAGUACGUGCCCAUUUUGUUGUUGUUGUUGCUUUGUUUCUCUUUCCCUAGUUAGACUGCUUAUAAGGACAGAGUCAGACAAAAGGUUCUGGGCUUGCCUGGAAACCACUGGCUUUGAAGUUAGUUUUGGCCAUUCAUUGCUACGUUCAACUUCAAGGCUCUCCUUGGCCGGGAGCCGUGGUGUCGAGCCGUGGUGUCUGAGUAGUCUCUGUUCAUAGUGUACCUCAGCGGUGUGCCUCCUGAGGAUUUGGUUGGGAUACUGAGAACUGAUAUGUAUCCUACAAGAUGGAUUGCUUUCACGCUGCUAAAAUGCACAAUCAAUUGGAAGAAAAAAGAGGAAGGAAUUCACGGACAAUGAAAGCGCUGUUAUAACUGCCACUUGAGAGUUCUCCCCUGACCAUGAAGGAGAAGCAAGGUUACUUAGCAAAGACUUGGGUUUCCUAUGCAGACUGGUGGGGAGUUUUCCAUCUGUGAGAUGAUUUCAUAAUACCACUUUAAUAAACCCAUUCAGAGAAAAACAAGCCAUAUGUGAAAAAUAGUAACCCCGUAAUAUCCUUAAAACAGAAAAGCACCAUAUAUUUAUUAACUAUUCGUGUUGUGGUUUCUUAUGCAAACCUUUGUCUAACUGUCUUGCCUACUAGGAACUUCUUCUAAUCUCCUUCAGGCUGUAUUUUUUUUUUCUUUUUUUGUGAGCAAGUGGGUUCAGUUCUGGUCUUUCCUGGUUGUUGUUUUAUCUGCCCCUGUCUACUUCUUUACUGCAUGAUAUCUGUGGUCAACGCAAAAUCCUAAUGACCAUUGACAGCUUUGGACAUUUUUGAUGUGAUUUUAAUGUGUGUGAGAGCUGCAAUUGACAUGUACUUCAGGGAAUGGCACUUUAGAAAGAGUGGAACGGAAGGGCCUUCGGUUUGAUGAGACUCGGAUUGUGUCUACGCUGGAACAGCACUGAGGGGGUCAGGGUUUUGUCUCUCUUCUUUUAUCUAUGUGAGCCUCAGAGCUUCUCAGUUCCUUUCUGUCAGCAUGGGCUUCCCAUGCCUUAAAUUGACAUUUCGUCUUUGUCUCCUUGGCCGUAGUCAUUGUCCUCUUCCCAGGGGCUGGCAUAGUAACUGCUGCUGGACGGAUGUGCAAUGGCAAGGUCAUUCUGCCCGUGGUAUUGGAUUUGGGCCUGUGACUUGCUUCUGCAAGGCUCUGACAUGAGUGAGUGUGUUCUAUAUGAUACAUUGACAUGCAAGGCAUAGAGGCUAAGGCCAGCGAGCCAGUCUCCUCUGUUUCAUGAUGUGUGAUGCAGAGCUGGCCUGAGGUUUGGGAGCAAGACUUCUUGUCUUUCAUUUAGCUGUGCUUGACUAGAAGGACCAUGGUGAAAUAUGGUCUUAGCACAGGCUGCUGUAAACUGCCUGCAGAGAAAGGAUUUCAGACGGGUGUUCAUCACCCCUGAGAAGCAAGCCCAGGCUUGAUUAGCUUCUGAGGAUGACACUUCCAGGUGACCAGCUGCCUUAUAGGUGUGUUCGAUCAUUGGGAUGCUGUUUAGAUAGCAACUGGGAAACUGCUGUGUCUCUCAUUUGUCCCUGUUCUUUUGCACUUUAUUAUGGACCUAUCCAGGAAUAGGAGGUUGAUUCUUAAAUUGUGUACUUGGAUAAUGUCCUAAAUGCAAGCAUCUCAUGUGAACAAUAUUGUUCAUGAAUAAAGAUGUUUCCUAGUCAGGUCCUUAUAUUUUUCCAUUGACUUUACAUGAAGAAAAUAUAUUAUGUUACAAAAUGAUGCAUCAUAUAUAUCUAUCUAUCGUAUAGAGUGCUUAUUAUAUACUGUGCAUUAUUCAUUUAAGAAGUCAUUACUCUUGAGGCCCUACCUCAACUUUUGUAUUUAUGUGUACAAAUGCAAUUUAUUGUAUUAUAUAUUACAUACUGAUAUAAAUUAGAGUUUAUCCUAAUAAUGUAUGAAUUCUCAAAACCCCUCAAAUAAAUGUCAGUGUUUAAAACA